Messenger RNA from Osmia lignaria (orchard mason bee), 2816 nucleotides. RefSeq names its product ring finger and WD repeat domain 3 (gene Rfwd3). Gene Ontology annotation, cellular component: nucleus. The record is from RefSeq and is a predicted model, not a curated record. Lineage: Eukaryota; Metazoa; Arthropoda; Insecta; Hymenoptera; Megachilidae. Gene Ontology annotation, biological process: interstrand cross-link repair; protein ubiquitination. Gene Ontology annotation, molecular function: protein binding; ubiquitin-protein transferase activity.
UACCCCAAAAUGCUUUAAAAUCAACGCAAACUGUACAUCCGUUUAUUUGUAUAGACAGUUACAUUACGUUAUACAAAUUUGUAUUAAGAAUGGUGUAACUUUUUUUACAAAGAUGAAUUGAAGAAGUAUAAAAAUCAAAUAUGACAAAUAUUUAUACUGUUUCGAAAAUGACCAAACGAAAAUUCCGUUAUACACAAACAUCUCUGUUGUCAAAUUCGAUUUACUAACGUUAUUUACAAAGAAAUAUGAAUACGAUCCUAUCAGUAACAGUUAAUAAAAUUUAUAUUAUCCGUAAAUAGAAUGUUUCAUAUUCCUAUUAAAUGGAGGUUAUGGAUUACAGAGAAGAACCAUCAGAAAUGGAAGAUGCAGGCGAAGAUCAUUCUGAAGAAUCAGAUAAUAAUGACAAUGUAAACAAUAAUCCAGAUCCUGAAAUUCAAAUAAUAGAGGAAAAAAAAGAUGAACACGAUGAGUCAAAGGUGAAAAGACCAAAGGAAGUAUCUUUAGAUGAAUCUGAAACUGAUUCUGACCAGUCCUGUCCGAUAUGUAUGGAUUUAUGGACCAGUUCAGGAGAUCAUCGUUUAUGUUGUUUGCGUUGCGGACAUUUAUUUGGAUAUAAUUGCAUUCUAAGAUGGUUGCAAAAUUCUUGCACUACCGGAAAUCGUCGUUGUCCUCAAUGUAAUAGAAAAGCUGCUGUAAAAGAUAUUAGAAUGCUGUAUGCCAAGAAAUUAGCAUCAAUAGAUACUGCAGAAUUAGAUAAGCUGAAAGAACAAUUCAACAAUGUUAAAUCAGAAAAAAAUCGUAUAGAAAUGGAACUUUCAAGGUAUACUCUCAGGCAGAAGUUAUUGGAACAACAAAUUAGUAGUAUGAGAAAUCGUAUAACUGAACUCGAGAAUCAACAGUCAGAAAUAAGUGUUCAUUCCUGCCAAAAUAUUUCAAAACAUAUGAUUAAAAAGUUCCAUUUGGAUCGAUCUAUAGAAAUAUGUAAAGAUGGUGGUUGUCGCGUGUUAGAUUAUAAUCCAUCGCUUGGAAUCCUGGUUGCAUCCCAGAAAUCAUCAAGCACAUUAUUCUCGGGUUACGGUAUUAAAAAGAUUGACACAGAAAAGUUUCAACCACGUCAAUUUAUCUUUCUUCAUUCGCAAGCUAUAAGGGAUGUUACAUUCAAUACUAACCAGCAGUCGUUGUUACUUAGCGUUGGUUUCGAUAAAUGUGCAAAAUUGAUGGACAUUCAAAAUCAUGUCACCAUGCACACUUUUCAAGAAGAUUCUCCAUUGUGGAGUUGCUGCUGGUCAGGCGACAAUCCAAAUAUAUUUUUUGUAGGUGCCCAGAAUGGAUCUAUAACACAAUAUGAUAUUAGACAAACUUCUAGUGCUGUUGAAAGUUUGGAUAGUCCAGGUGAUAGAUCACCAGUGGUUUCUUUAGCAACAGUACCUGCUAAUCCUGGCAGUGGUAUCAGUCGAGGGGGUUUCAUUGCAUGUCGUUUAAAUACUUGUUACGCUUACGAACAAAAAGAAUCAAAAUAUAUUCCCAAACAGAUAUUUCUUGAAGGUCCUUUCGUAUCUGUAUGUUACGACGAAAAAAACAAUCAUACUUUAAUAUCUUCUCGGCCGAAUGCCAGACAACCUCAUGCUAGGCACGUAGUGUGUACAAUAGAAAAAGGCAGCGAUGAAUCAACUAUCUGUAAUGUAGUACACACGUUUCAUGCUGGUAGCUCUCAGCAACUAUUGUCUCGACCCUGUUAUAUAAACGUUGAGAACGAUACAUUAGUUGCUGCACAUCAAGAAUCUAGUAGUAGUAUAUCUUUGUGGAGUACAUCUAGUGGAAAACAAGUAAAUAGUCUCCCGGUAUCUGAUCCUGUAGUAGAUAUGUGUGCAGUCGAAAUUAGUAAUACUUUAUUUUUAGCAACUCUCUCUACGAAAAAAGUGAGGAUUUAUAGCCAUGGAUAAUUUUCAUUGUUAUAGAAAUAACAUAAUGAUUUAAUAACUUCUGACAUUUGUAACAUUUUUUUCGUGUUUAAAGCAUUUUUUUUACAUGUACAUCACAAAUUUACAGUCUAACAGAUAGAUGAUAUAACUGCCAUUACUGCAUUUUUGUUUUCUUUUACCAUAAGUUUGAACAGUAUUCCUUUGCAUAAAAUUAUGUGAUAAAAACAUAUGUAAAUAACAUAACAUAAAAAUUUACUAUUACUAUUGACAAUGUAGACAUUUUUCAUAUGCAUAACUAUGAAGAAAUAUUAAAAAUAAAUCCUAGAGUUAUCAUUAUACAAUUAAAUAUACAUAUUUUUAUUACUAUGCAAUACAUGCAAUAAAUAUUUAUUACAACAUAUAUUAUAUUUUUCUAAUAAUUUAAAAGUGUUUCAAUUAUUAUCCUAAACACUAUUUCAAAAUAAAAUAGUAAUAAUAAAGAUAAAUGUAUAUUGAUAAUCGUUAAGCGAGAUGAUUUAUAAGAUAUGAGACUUAUUGAAAGUAGGAGCAUCAAUUAGCAUAUUAAUUAUGCAUCAUAAAAAGGUUAUUUUUGUAUAAGUAUUUUCAAUACUCUUCUUGAAAAAUGUAAUUUAUUAAUAUUUUUGAAAUAUUAAAUUACAUUUAGAAUUUUCAUGGAAGUUGUAACCAAUUGCUUUCAUAAAUUAACCCAUAUGUUCCUAAUAUGUAAAAUCCACGAAUCUAAAUCAAAUAAACCAAACAGUAUUUAUAAUCUAUUAGUACACCUCUAACACAGCCUCCACAUAAAUUACUAGAAAAUGUAAACGGAAGUUUGAAAAAUCCUAUUUCAGCACUGUCGAAGAAGAUAGAGUAUUGCUUAAAUUGUAUUAAAAAAAA